UUACCUUAGAUUAUUAUGAUCAUCUUAUCCAUAGCAACAAAUAAAAUCCACGGGUCUCGAUUGAAUGCCAAUGCUGCAGUUCAAUCUAGGAAGCUCCAUUUUCAGUCCGGGAGCACGCAUUACUCUGCGUACAAAACGAUUGAACACCAGAUUGCAAUUCAGUAUCUGCAGAUGAAAUGGCCGCUGCUCGAUGUCCAGGCAGGCACCCUCCAGAGCAGACAAGCCCUCAAGGACGCACGCUCUCCGUCGCCGGCGCACAUUGUUUGUCCCCUCCCUUGCUGCACUCAGGGCCACGACUGUCAGCACCUCUACCCCCCCUCAGACUUCACUGUCAGCACUCAAGUCUUCAGGGACAUGAGAAGGAGCCACUCCUUACAAAAGGUUGGGGAGCCCUGGUGUUUGGAGUCGAACAAAGUGCCGGUGGUGCAGCACCCUCACCAUGUCCACCCUCUCACGCCUCUUAUCACAUACAGCAACGAACACUUCACCCCGGGAAACCCGCCUCCACACUUACCAGCUGACGUAGACCCCAAAACAGGAAUCCCACGGCCUCCGCACCCUCCAGAUAUAUCUCCGUAUUACCCACUAUCUCCCGGCACCGUAGGACAAAUCCCCCAUCCGCUAGGAUGGUUAGUACCACAGCAAGGCCAGCCAGUGUACCCAAUCACGACAGGAGGAUUCCGCCACCCCUACCCUACAGCGCUGACGGUCAACGCUUCCAUGUCCAGCUUUCUGUCUUCUAGGUUCCCUCCCCACAUGGUCCCACCACAUCACACUCUCCACACGACCGGCAUCCCCCACCCGGCCAUCGUCACGCCAACAGUCAAGCAGGAAUCCUCCCAGAGUGACGUCGGCUCACUCCACAGCUCAAAGCAUCAGGACUCCAAAAAGGAGGAGGAAAAGAAGAAGCCCCACAUAAAGAAACCUCUCAACGCGUUCAUGUUGUAUAUGAAGGAAAUGAGAGCGAAGGUCGUCGCCGAGUGCACGUUGAAAGAGAGCGCGGCCAUCAACCAGAUCCUGGGGCGAAGGUGGCACGCGUUAUCGAGAGAGGAGCAAGCAAAAUACUACGAGCUGGCGCGGAAGGAGCGGCAGCUCCACAUGCAGCUGUACCCCGGCUGGUCCGCACGGGAUAACUACGGGAAGAAGAAGAAGAGGAAAAGGGACAAGCAGCCCGGGGAGACCAAUGAACACAGCGAAUGUUUCCUAAAUCCUUGCCUUUCACUUCCUCCGAUUACAGACCUGAGCGCUCCUAAGAAAUGCCGAGCGCGCUUUGGCCUUGAUCAACAGAAUAACUGGUGCGGCCCUUGCAGGAGAAAAAAAAAGUGCGUUCGCUACAUACAAGGUGAAGGCAGCUGCCUCAGUCCACCCUCUUCAGAUGGAAGCUUACUAGACUCGCCUCCUCCCUCCCCCAACCUGCUAGGCUCCCCUCCCCAAGACGCCAAGUCGCAGACUGAGCAGACGCAGCCUCUCUCGCUGUCCCUGAAGCCCGACCCCCUGGCCCACCUGUCCAUGAUGCCUCCGCCGCCCGCCCUCCUGCUUGCCGAGGCCGCCCAUGGCAAGGCCCCUGCCCUCUGUCCCAACGGGGCCCUGGACCUGCCUCCCGCCGCUUUGCAGCCGCCCAUCCUGCCCUCGUCAUCUAUUGCACAGCCGUCGACAUCUUCCUUACAUUCCCACAGCUCUCUGGCCGGGACCCAGCCCCAGCCGCUCUCCCUGGUAACCAAGUCUUUAGAAUAGCUUUAGCUUCGUGAGCCCCGCUUGUUUUGUGUAGUGUUUCAUUUUGCUUUUCUUCAUUUCCUCCCCCCCUUUUUGGAAGGUUUUGUUUUGUACCCUUAAUUUUGUGCCACGUGGCUACAUUAGUUAAUGUUUAUCGAGUUCAUUGGUCAAUAUUUGACCCAUUCUUAUUUCAAUGUCUCCUUUUAAAUAUGUAGAUGAGAAAAGAACCUCAUGAUUCUACCAAAAUUUUUAUCAACAGCUGUUUAAAGUCUUUGUAGCGUUUAAAAAUAUAUAUAUAUAUACAUAACUGUUAUGUAGUUGGGAUAGCUUAGUUUUAAAAGACUGAUGAAAAAGCAAAAAGGAAAAAAAAAAAAAAACAAGAAGCAAUUUGGAAGCAGCCCUCCAGAAGGAGUUGGUUCUGUAUUAUUUGUAUUAAAUACGAGCUUGCGAACCAAUCAUUUUACAUCUGGUUUUUAAACCACCAGGGCACGACGAAUGCAGUGCCGUGAGUUUUUUUUCUUCUUCCGUGUGAAACAACUUUUAUUGUGAUGUUACUUGUUAUUGUUUAAAUGUACAGAAACAAAGGGUUAAAAUGUGUUAAUAUACCUUGUUCCAUGGUGUUGUUCUUUUGGGGGGGGGAGGGGAUGCUACUCAACACUUAAGGCAUCACAGCGCUGUUGGACCAGUAGUAUUUAUUGCUUUAGAGAUUGCUCGUCGAACCCGUACGUCGUCCCUUUUAAAAUAUGUUUUCCUUUUUUCUUGAAACUGUGUAAAGUCUUUUUCCCCCUUAGCAUCAGCAUCUUAUAUAUAACAACUCAUUUGUACAAGGUUUUUAAGUUUAUAUAUAAAAUGUGUAUAUAUAUUUUUUGUUUCCAUUUUCGACUUUUUUUUUUCUGUAUGAAACCCAGAUGCCGCCAAAUGGACAUGAAUAGUUGCAUUAAAGGAUCAGUAGCAUUAACAAAAGUUGUUUUAAAAGCCAUUAUGUGAAACAAGACUUGAAAAUUAGCGAGGGAAUUUUAGCGACGCUGUUUGAGCAACGACGGGAACGUCCCUGUGUCCUCUUUGAACUCACAGUCGAACGCCCUGCACCCCGAGGAUGUGGACUGACUGCGGAACUUUAUGUGCCAAAAUUCUCAGUGACUUUAGCUUUCUCCCUCUUUUCGAUGCUGUAAUUUCCGUUCACCAUGUUUUGCUGUGAUGUUACAUAGGUAGAUCUGUGUGUAGUUUUAAUGUCACCUAUAACAAGAUGUGUUUGGUAGCAGAUUGUCCAGAAAAGCAUUUUAAAUGAAGAGGUAUAAACCCUUAAGGGCCAAAAUUCUGUAUAUUAGAUUACUCUUAAAGGAAAAACCAGCUACCGCUUCUAUGGACCCAUACGACAUACGAGUAGGUAGCGAACUUUAAAAAUAAACAAAACCUAGGCAUGUUGAUGUUGCAAAAUGCUGUAUAAAGCUGAAACCUGUUCAUUCACAGUGCCAUUGUAGUUGACAUGAAGCGAUUGUAAAACUGUCUCCGAUUUUUCUCUGGUUUAUUAAGAUGCUAACGAUAACAUUUUUUUGUGUGUGAAUACUUUGAAUGUUUCCUAACAGUUGUGAUGUUACUGUUCCGUUUUAUGCUCUUAUUCCAAUUUCAUUUCUAAUGGUUUGGAAGCCAUUUUUGUAAUGAAUAAAUGUUCAUGCUGUACAGUACCUGUAGCAUGCCGUGCUGGGUUAAUAAAAGCAACUUAGUGUGUGCAGAUGAAGGCU
Myotis davidii is the source of this 3455-nucleotide messenger RNA. It is a transcript of the gene TCF7L2, whose product is annotated as transcription factor 7 like 2. Gene Ontology annotation, biological process: regulation of transcription by RNA polymerase II; canonical Wnt signaling pathway. The transcript is spliced from 14 exons. The record is from RefSeq and is a predicted model, not a curated record. The coding region runs from base 16 to 1734 and encodes 572 amino acids. Lineage: Eukaryota; Metazoa; Chordata; Mammalia; Chiroptera; Vespertilionidae. Gene Ontology annotation, cellular component: beta-catenin-TCF complex; catenin-TCF7L2 complex. Gene Ontology annotation, molecular function: DNA-binding transcription factor activity, RNA polymerase II-specific; RNA polymerase II cis-regulatory region sequence-specific DNA binding.